Contarinia nasturtii (swede midge) is the source of this 6623-nucleotide messenger RNA. It is a transcript of the gene Dscam3, whose product is annotated as Down syndrome cell adhesion molecule-like protein Dscam2. The transcript has 32 exons. The record is from RefSeq and is a predicted model, not a curated record. Gene Ontology annotation, molecular function: protein binding. NCBI's taxonomy places the organism in Eukaryota, Metazoa, Arthropoda, Insecta, Diptera, Cecidomyiidae. Bases 57 to 6149 code for a protein of 2030 amino acids. Gene Ontology annotation, biological process: cell-cell adhesion.
UAAACCAUAUUAUAUAUUGGGGGACAUAACCAAAUGGACCAAAACAAACAAAUUUUAUGCUGUGUGUCUUCAUUGAGCUGUUGCCAAAUGUUGUAUUUAUACACAUAAUACGAAAAAAAAAAUCAUCUCACAAAAUCGUUUACACAGAGAGCAUAGGAAUUUCGAUCCAAGAAAUGCAUUUACCUGCAAAAAUCAAUGUGCAACUUCUUAUAUGUGCUGAGUUCUUUUAUGUAACAAUCGCAUCUCUAGUUGAUAAUGGUGUCCAAGCACCACUCUUUGUGCAAGAGCCAAUAUCUGAAUUGGUAUUUAGUAAUGAAAGUGGUUCACAAAUAUCGUGUUCAGCUCAUGGGAAUCCAAUUGUGACGUGGGUUCAAAAAGACGGUUCGCCAAUAUCAUCGGUGCCGGGAUUAAGACAAAUUUUGCCAAAUGGAACCCUCCUCUUUCCCCCAUUUGCGGGGACAUAUUAUCGAGCUGAUGUGCACGAGACAAUUUAUCGAUGCAAAGUAUCGAAUCAGGUCGGUGCCAUUUUAAGCCGUGAUGUUCACAUAAGUGCAGUUGUGCGGCAACCAUAUGAUAUUCGAGUGGAUGGUAGUGAGGUAUUCAUGGGAAAUGUGGCAUUUUUGCGGUGUUUUAUUCCAGAGCAUGUUCGAAAAUUUGUUGCGGUAUCAUCGUGGUUUCGUGGCGAUGAAGAGCUACUUGCCGAAAUGGCUGAUAUGGGAGGAAGAUAUUUUAUGACGUCAACCAUUGGAGAUUUAUACAUUCGUUCCGUAAAGUCUGAUGAUAAUUUGAAAAAGUUUUCAUGCCAGACAAUGAAUAAAAUAACCAAAGAGCGAAAAAUCAGCGAACCCGUGCAGUUAUCAGCAAAAGAUAUAACAACGAAUAUGGCGCCAACAACAAAUCAAAAGCCAGUACUUAACAUUUAUGUCGAUCAUGGUAAUGAUAUUCAUUUACCCUGUAAUAUUCAAGGAAGCCCACUGCCAUUCUAUACUUGGUAUCGUGUGUCCGAUUCAAAUGCACUGUAUCCGGUACCAUCGUCACAACGAAUAAUUCCCGCAAAUACUCUACUUUACAUAAGAAAUGCAGAUGAACGUAGCGCCGGCAGAUGGGUGUGUAAGGCAACAAAUCAAUUUGGUGAAAUACGGGUAGAAAUUCGUUUGCACGUCAAAGUUAUAUUGUCUGUGCAUAUUCAUCCGCAAGUGCAAAUUGUUAACUCAGGUGGAACAGCCGUAUUCAACUGCUCAAUAGCUGGAACAGGCGAUGAAAAGAUAGAUUGGUAUCAUGACGGAACUCUUCUUCUACCGGAUCUACCGGUAUCAAAUAAUAAAAUUAAGUUGCUGUCACCUUAUUCUCUGGCAGUCUAUGAUGUGGGUCGACGUGAUAAAGGAAUGUACCAAUGUUUGGUUGCAAACAAAUAUAGCAGCGCACAAGCAGUUGCAGAACUCAAACUUGGUGAAAUUACACCGGAAAUUAUAUCAACGUUUAACGAACAAAUCGUACGGCCCGGUCAAUUCGUUUCAUUCAAAUGUAUUGCAACUGCAACACCACCAGCACAGUUUGUUUGGCAAUUGGAUUCGCAGCCAAUAAUUGAGGUAUCAUCACUUGCACGAUAUGCCAUCGGCCAAUAUGUGGAUAUCUCAGGCGAUGUUAUAAGUCACUUGAAUAUUACGCACGUGCGACCCGAAGACGGUGGUUUGUACAAAUGUCUCGCAUUUAAUUCAAUGGGCAGCGCUGAAUACUCGUCUCGUCUCAAUGUUUACGGUCCACCAUAUGUACGCGCUAUUAGUCCAAUUAAAGCUGUGGCUGGUGAUUCAUUUACAAUGUUUUGUCCAUUUUCCGGAUACCCAAUUGAACAAAUUCGAUGGGAGAAAGCGGGCCAGGAGCUUGUUUCAAGUACAAAAUAUGAACUAUCUUCGGAGCGUGGCUCAUUGAAAAUUCAUCAAAUUGAUUCAACACAAGAUUCGGGCGUUUAUACUUGCAUCUGUACUAAUCGGGCGGGUGAAGAAGGUCGUCGAGACAUUGAACUGACUGUGAAUAGUCCGCCUGUUAUUGAACCAUUUGCAUUUCCCAAAAAUUUACAAGAAGGAGGACGAGUUACAGUUACUUGUGCUGUAAUCUCCGGUGAUUUGCCAAUUAUUUUUACUUGGAAAAAGGACGAUCAUCCGAUUCCGCAAAGCUUACAAGUUUCCGUGAAGGGUGAUGAAUUCUUUUCAAUGCUGGUGUUGAAGGACGUCUCAUCACGACAUGCUGGCUUGUAUACGUGUAUUGCUAGUAAUUCUGGAGCCACUGUUAAUCACACGAGUGAACUUUUAGUGAAAGUUGCACCACGAUGGAUACAAGAACCACAAGAUACUGCAUUGAUGUUGGGAAAUGCACUUGUUAUAAAUUGUGAAGCAGAGGGAUAUCCCGAACCGGAAAUCACAUGGUUUAAAGGAGAGGGAAAACUAUCGAAAGAGUUUAAAUCGAUUCAGCUUCGUAAUAAUUCAUUGAUGGUCGACUAUGUUACGGAUGCUGAUGAAGGUUAUUACAUGGUGAAAGCGACCAAUGGCAUCGGACCUGGUCUCAAAAAAAUUCUACACAUCAACGUAAAUGAACCGGCUCGUUUUGAAACUACGUCCAAAAAUUCUUCAACACGUCGAGGCGAUCCAAUAUCGUUAUCAUGUUUGGCCAAAGGCGAUGAUCACAUAACCAUCACGUGGCUGCAUAACAAUAAUCGAAUUGAUUUAAAUAAUUAUCGUAUUAGCAUUACCGAAAUGCAAACGACAAAUGGAAUAAAUUCGCAAUUAUCGAUUACCCAUUCAGAUCGACAAGAUUCAGGCGUCUAUACUUGCAAAGCUGAAAAUGCAUUUGGGAAAAGUGAACAUGUUAUUUACGUUGCUGUUCAGGAGCAUCCAGAUGCUCCAAUGAAUAUGGAAUGCCGAGGGGUCAGCAGUAGGUCUGUUAAAUUAUCGUGGAAACGCCCUUUCGAUGGAAAUUCACCCAUGCUAAGCUACAUUGUACAAUAUCAACCUACAAAAUUUGUGUAUGCACAUUUGUCAAUAUUAGAUUCGGAUGACCAUUGGAAUUCACCAAAUACGAUGAAUAUCACGUUGCCAAAUAUUAGCAUCGGCAAAAGUUCAAUGGGUAAUAUGAUGGAAACGGCAACAUUGGCAGGGCUGCAUCCAUCAACGACUUAUCUGAUUCGUAUGGCUGCUGUAAACGAAAUUGAAAGCAGCGGCUUCACUGAAACAAUCGUUGUGAGAACACAAGAAGAGGCACCAAUCGAACCACCGCAAAAUGUUCAAGUGCAACCGGGCGGUAUUGGUGAAUUGAUUGUUACAUGGAAUUUGCCACCUCGCGAAAGUUGGAAUGGUGAACUAAUUGGCUACACGGUUAACUGUACAGAAGAAAAACAGAAUAUUAAUUACAUUAGCACGAACGCAUCGCAACAGAAAUCAAUUCAAGUUGAUGGUUUUGCAACAACAAAAACAACAAUAAAAAAUUUACGAACCUUUCGACGCUAUUCAAUUAUUGUGCGUGCAAUCAAUAGUUUUGGUGCGGGACCGUUUUCGGUGCCAGUUUUUAGUACAACAUUGGAAGGAGUUCCUCAAGCACCACCACAAAAUGUCAAUUGUACAUCAUUGACAUCGCAAAGUAUUAAAAUUUGGUGGCUUGAACCACCACUUCAAUUUCAUGGCGGUGUUAUACAAGGCUAUAAAAUAUUAUACACACCAGUGAGCUACGACGAUAACAUUGCUGUAACAAAUGAAGUGAAGCGAACCUCUAACUUGGAAACAUACUUACAUGCAUUGCAUAAAGCAACGAAUUAUUCGGUUCGCAUUUUAGCGUAUACAUCAAGUGGUGAUGGUGAAAUAUCGCAAUCAAUUUAUUGUAAAACCGAAGAUGAUGUUCCCGAUGCACCGGCUGGCAUAAAAAGCAAUGCAUUGACUGGUGAUUCGAUACUUGUGUCAUGGUUGCCGCCCAAACAUCGAAACGGUCUAAUUUUACAUUAUACGGUUUAUAUGCGAGAAACUGGUCGGAAAGGACAAGCUCAAAAUCAUAUGGUGCGCGUUGACGAAGAUGGAAAUCCAAGACUUUUUGAAUCACGCGGUCUUAUUGAGAAUCAUACCUAUGACUAUUGGGUUACAGCCUCAACCAGUGAGGGUGAAGGUGAACCAACGUCAGUAUCGAGUGUUCAAACAACGACAAAAGCACCGGCGCGUAUCGCGUCAUUUUCGCAAACAAUACGAAAAGCGGUUGGCAAUAGUUUGAUAUUGGACUGUAUUUCAGUUGGUAAUCCAACACCAAGAGCUCGUUGGUUUACAAGAGAUCGUCCUGUUACAUUUAGCCCAUUUUAUGAAAUAAUGGUAAAUGGAAAUCUUCGAAUUCAUAGCAUUGAGGCGAGUUUGUCCGGAAAUUACACGUGCUCGGCAAAAAAUCUAUUUGGCGAAGAUAGUAUCGUUUAUAAAAUAAUCGCAAUGAAAGUACCAAAUGCGCCACAAAUUAACGUUCAUUAUUCAUCGUUUGAUAGUAUUCGCGUUAGCUGGGAAAGUGGCGAUGAUGGUGGUGCGCCGAUUUUAUUUCAUUCACUAUCAUAUCGCACCGUUUCGGGGGCAUGGAUCAAAGUUGAAAUUACACCGGAAAAUAAUGCUUACACUCUGAUUGGAUUAAAAUGUGGCACACAAUAUAUCAUCAAAAUGUCAGCAAAUAAUCGCGUCGGCGACGGACAAUCUAGUGAUGAAAUUAAUUUAUGGACAAAAGGCAAAAAGUCACAAGAGCCCGAGGAAAAGGAUUUCAUUAGCACAAAUUCAUCAUGCAUUAAUUUGCAACUGUCGCUGUGGAAUAACGGUGGUUGCCCAAUUUCACACUUUUCCAUUGAACAUCGACCGCAUGGUGAAUUGCAAUGGACUGUCUUAUCAUCUGAUAUAUCCAACUCGGAUGAAACCCAAAGGAAUUUAGUAUUUUGCGAUUUUCAACCGGCUACAUGGUAUCAAUUGAAAGUUGCUGCUAUAAAUGAUGCAGGAAAAACAACCGCUCUUUAUAAUGUGGCGACAACUAAAUUAAAUGGAGAGCGAAUACCAACGCCCGAAGUAUUUCCAGAAAAUGAGUUAUCAGACAAUGUUGCCAUUAUUUCAAGCCAAAGAGACUGGCUUCCAACAACAAUUGUGGGCAUUAUGAUUUUAUCUGCAUCUCUUAUAAUUUGUUUAACAUUAAGACGUCGUGGCUUUUGGCGUGAAUCAAUUUCUGGUGGGCUUGAAACGAGCACCGUACCAAAUGAUUUGAAAGAUGGAUACGACAGCCGACGCAGCCAACAAGUUUAUAGUGCAUCUCCGGUUAAGACCGUCAAUAAACACAACGAUUCGGAAAUGUACGAAAUUGCGCCAUAUGCAACGUUCAGUGUGAGUUGUGGCCGAACAACAUCCGAAUUGAGUAAAACUCCGUUGCAUGGUGUUACACCGUCUGCACUUGAUUACACAGUUCAAUUCAAAACUUUCGGUCAAGGCGAUAAUCUAAAUGCAACGGCAUAUCCAGUGCUGCCAAAUGCUGCGGCUGCUUUUGGUCACGUAAAAGGAAAAUCCAGUUGGCAAAACCAACGAUACUAUAAUACAGACGACGAUUCAACGUUGAGCAAAUCGAUGACAAUACUGGCUGGUAAUUCGCAAUUGCAAUUACAAUCGAAUCGCGGUAAGAGCAAACGUGAAAUGGAUAUGAAUCGAUGCAUUAAGUCGAAAUCACGCAACGAAAUUACAAAAUCACACCACAAUGACACCGAAUCAGAUACAAGCGUUAGUCCAAUUAACGAAUUUUCAAAUAUGUCUACAUAUCGUGUUCCUACCAAAUCCAGAGGUGAUAUAUUUCGACCAGAUUCAAGCACUGAAUCAAAUAAUGAUAACUCACCCGUUGAGAGGCGAUCCAAUACGCCAAGACAUGUAUCGGCUGAUAUGCGUAUGCGUCCCCGAUCAAGUAAUAAAUCACCGCACAUGUUAGAAACAGGAAGUAGCAACAGUAUGGACAAUGAGAUAGAAACUGGAUUACGUUUUCGUCCACCGAGUGGUUUUACCGAUUCACGUGAAUUUAGCGAAGCGGAUUUGGAAGUACAACAGGUCAUGGAAAAUAAUAACGAAAUUCAAAAGGAAAUUCAAGACGAAUUAACAUUUUUACUAGCAAGAUGAGUGCAACGAUGCAACUUUACGUAACAGCCAUUCCAUCAUAUUUAUUCAGCCUAAAUUCAAACUCAUAAAUAGAUAAGACCAAAUAUGAAGUUGCCCGAAGUUGUCAUCAUUCAGAAAACUCACAAUUGUGACCAGAUUUUUACAUUGUGAUUUGAAUAUUUGUCUAUUGGUCUAAUGAUCAAUAUCACAUAAAUGUUAAUUACAACAUAUUCUAUAAUACGAAGAAAAAGAAGAAGAAGAAGACAUAUUUAUUAAUUUAUUUGGACUGAAUGGUUAGGUGUUGAAUAAAUCUAAUUGUUUGUAAAUAUUGUACUAUCAGUGUGUGGAAAUAUAUGUUCCUCGAUAUAAAUCAAAUUAUUGAAUGCAAAUUAAUAUCAAUUCAAACUUAAAUGAAUCACAUAGUACAAUAAACAUAAGCAUAGAAUCAAAAUUAAGAAAUAAAACACAAUUUAUCAGAUUGAUCGAAUAAACACA